Molecule: messenger RNA, 1263 nt
Organism: Prunus avium (sweet cherry)
Lineage: Eukaryota; Viridiplantae; Streptophyta; Magnoliopsida; Rosales; Rosaceae
Source: RefSeq, a predicted model, not a curated record
CCCUUAAUUAUAAACCCUAAAUCCCCUCUCACCUUCCAUAGUCGCGCACACUCUCUCUCUCUCUAGGGUCUCUUCCGCGGUCGCCGUUUGCAUUUUACGAUCUUCUUUAUCAAUAAAGAUGGAACCUGCUUCUAAUGAGAGUACGGAUGAAGACGAUCAUGAUGAGAAUGUGGCUGAAGAUGAUCAUGAUGGGGAUGUGAGCGGAGGUGACGACAAUGACGAUGACGAUGACGAUGACGAUGACGAUGACGAUGACGAUGACGAGGAGGAUGAGGAUGAGAAAGGUCCCAAGAUGGUUAGUGUGUAUAGAGUGACAAUUGACAAGAUCGAACACUAUAUAACUGAAGUGAACAUGUUGGACGUGCCUUCUUUUGAGCAAUUGGCGAAAGUUGUCUGCCCCUUGCUCGGCAGCCCCUUGCUCGGCAACCUUGCUGACUAUGGCCUGCCGGAUGCCCAUGAUUUUAUAUUCACCGAUGGGUCGUUUUAUGGCCUAUCUACCGAUGAGGCAACUAAGAUGCCAUGGGAGGAGUUGGUUGAGUAUACAUCAAGUAUCUACGUUUUUGAUGAGUUUGAUGAUGAACUUCAAGUGGCUAGACUGACACCCGACAACAACGAACACCCGGUGAAAACUAUAAAUAUGCUGAAAUUUACGCAUAUUGCUGAGAUGGAGCAUGAGAUUCUGAAGCUGGUGAGAGAGCACCCAUUGAGUUCCUAUAAACAAGCAGAUGGUUACCUGUGCCUGUACAGCAAGACGGGCAUGACUGCUGACUCCUUGACGAGGGGGAUGUUGAUUGAGAGGCCCUGGCAAUGGGUUGUUCAGAAUAUAAAGAAGGUGUUCGCAGUUGAUCAAUUAACCUCUUCUGGUUCUUGCUCAGGAUGAUUCAUGCAGCCUAGGAUGAUUAAUAGGUAGGAUUCAUUUGUCAAUAUCCUUACCCUUUUGGAGCAACUUCUUAGUUAGACAGAUAGUCGUGCCCACACAAACAAACAAAAAAUGUCCAUUAGGGGUUGUCGGUGAUUCCAAUGGAAGGAAUGCCUGCCCAGUGAGUGGUAUACGUACUCUUUUGAAUUUGAUUACAUGUAAAUCUUUGAGCUUAGUUUUGGAAAGGCUCUUUUGAAUUUGAUUACAUGUAAAUCUUUGAGCCUAGUUUUGGAAAGGCCAUCAGUGUGAAAAAGGAACUUUUUGAGCUCAAAGUAAUGAAAAACAGGAUCUUGUAGUGGCGUGAAAAUGAAGUUGAAUUAAUUGGAAGUUAUUAUCAACUAACA